Messenger RNA from Asparagus officinalis (garden asparagus), 1215 nucleotides. RefSeq names its product GPN-loop GTPase 2. The transcript has 10 exons. The record is from RefSeq and is a predicted model, not a curated record. Bases 106 to 1005 code for a protein of 299 amino acids. Gene Ontology annotation, cellular component: cytoplasm. NCBI's taxonomy places the organism in Eukaryota, Viridiplantae, Streptophyta, Magnoliopsida, Asparagales, Asparagaceae. Gene Ontology annotation, molecular function: GTPase activity.
AUUCAGAACUCCAGAGCCGUCGCCCCCUCUGCUCUCUCUGCCCCAUAAUUCUCGAUUAGGGUUUUACCAAACCCUGAAAGAAAUCAGGGUUUUUAAGGAUAAAAGAUGGUUUUUGGUCAGGUGGUGAUCGGACCUCCGGGCUCCGGCAAGACAACGUACUGUAAUGGAAUGUCGCAGUUCCUCCAGCUCAUCGGCAGAAAAGUGGCCGUGAUUAAUUUAGAUCCUGCAAAUGACGCACUACCAUAUGAGUGUGCUGUGAAUAUCGAGGAUCUUAUAAAACUCGAGGAUGUGAUGGCUGAGCAUUCUCUUGGACCCAAUGGAGGCCUUGUUUAUUGCAUGGAUUACUUGGAGAAAAACAUUGAUUGGCUGCAGGCGAAGUUGAAACCUCUAAUCAAAGAUCACUACCUUCUAUUUGAUUUUCCUGGCCAGGUUGAGCUCUUCUUCCUUCAUGCAAAUGCAAGGAAUGUUAUUUCUAAGCUCAUCAAGGCAAUGAAUCUCAGGUUGACUGCCGUUCACUUAAUUGAUGCCCAUCUAUGUUGCGAUCCUGGAAAAUACAUCAGCGCAUUGCUUCUCUCACUGUCAACUAUGCUUCAUUUGGAACUCCCUCACAUCAAUGUUCUAUCAAAGAUUGAUCUAAUUGAGAGCUAUGGAAAGUUGGCGUUCAAUCUUGACUUUUAUACAGAUGUUCUAGAUCUGUCUUAUUUGCAGCAGCAUCUUGAUCAAGAUCCUCGGUCAGCAAAGUAUAGGAAAUUAACAAAGGAGUUAUGUGAUGUCAUUGAAGAUUUUAGCCUCGUUAACUUCUCAACUUUAGAUAUUCAGGACAAAGAAAGUGUUGGAAAUCUUGUGAAGCUUAUAGAUAAAAGCAAUGGAUAUAUAUUUGCCGGCAUAGAGGGGAGUGUUGUGGAGUUCAGCAAAAUUGCAGCUGCUCCUCUUGACUGGGAUUACUACAGAACAGCUGCAGUGCAAGAGAAAUAUAUGAAGGAUGAUGAAAUUUUUAAAGAUUGAUGGGAGCAAUGCGGGUGCUUGCAACGUACCAAUAUGUAUAUUUUCCCCCACCUGUUUUCCAAACUUCCAUAUGAAUUCGAAAUAUAAUUUGGCACAUCUGUAGUCACUUAAAUCUUUGUGUGAGAAAGUAUAAUUGUGAUGAGGCAAUUUAACUGUAGGCAUGUAAAUGGUUUGGAUUUUCUCUUUUCCUUUUUGAUCUUUUGUUUCUCG